CCGAGUAACAGCGCGCUCCCGCAGCUGCGCGUCGCUUAUUUGGAUAGUUUAGUAACCAGAAAUCCCCCAUGGGAAUAAAUCCAUGUUAUUACACACGUAUGGACGACGGCGAGUGAAGCAUUUGGAAAACAUGGACGCGACUUUGAAGUACAGUUUUUGUCACGACUCGUUGGAAUCUUAAAAGUGGGUUCCGGUCGCGAUAUUUUUUCUGUCAGGAAGUUUGACGUAUUCGGCUGAAGAUUAUUUCUUACUUUGUUUUGGUUCGGGGGAAAGUUGUGGACUGUCGUUGACUAACGUUACAGAAGCCGCGCGACGACUCUGAGAAAAGACUGCGUUCUCUUUCACGUUAAAGUCAGUUUGGAGCUCACACGAAUACUUAAGGAACCGUAAUAAGAGUCCGAGAAUGCAAAGUUUAAACUUCGAUGGAGUUUAUCCAACUCCGCUUCGCUUGACAUAGGCUAAUAAAUCGAGGUUAUGUGUAUAAUACAUGUAUACAUGUAUUUUCUUUCUGCCAGCGUCAUUUCAGUCACUUUUUGCUAAAUGGUUGAACUCCAUCGCGCGCUAAAUCAAAUUGUACUUUUAUUUUUUUUAUAGGCCUAUAUGUAUUCUUAUAUGGUUAUGAUCAUAUUCAGGCUGCAAUGCGAUACAGUUUUAUGCAAAAGUAAAGAUAUCUGCAGCCUAGACUAUUUUGGACUCUAACCAACACAGAGAAGGAAAAUCUGCAAACUUAGCAGGAAGAGAGACUAUCAAAAUCACGGAAAUCGUUCGGUCUUUUCCUCUGGCGAAGCCGUUACUCACAGAUGGAUUUCAUACAGGCCACACGGUUACUGUUACACCUUGUUUGGUAGUUUUUUGUUCGUAUUUUAUGGGAUACAUCUCCCUGUCCUGCAAGCCCGAAAGCGUUGAUAACGUGUGGCAAAUGUGAAAAUGUUUUGGAAGUUUAAGUUUUCCAAAGAUCCGAGGCUGCAGUGGAGCAGAAGUUUGUCUUUGGGCCACAGCUGGAGCAGCCUGAUGUAGCCUUUUAUUUUUUUUUUUUUUCCAUCGGAACAAUUUCUCUGUAAAACGCACAGCUGUCUCAUGUGUUUGUUUUCACAACCUGAAAAGUAUCCGUUUGCGUGAGUGCUUUAAUUUGCCGUUGAAGAAGACUAGUUACCUGGGGGGGUCAGCCCCGCCAUGGCGCCCCCGCUCUCACACACACUCUCCGGUGUGUCAGUCUGAGGGCACAGAUGGACGUGAGCAACGGCUGGACCUAGGCUACUGCGUCAUCCCUGCCGCGAGACGCCGGUAACCGGAGUUGGCUGCACGCGGGAGAAGCGGUCUUGUCGUGACCAAGGUCGUCAAGGCGACAGAUCCAGCACCCCUGCUGUUCCCUUUGGAGAACAUGUUGUGGGUAGAGAGGAGAUAACGGCUCUGAAUGUCCUGAAGUGACUGUACAUCCAUGCAACUAGUGGGGGAGUUUCACCCUUUAGUAUGGUGCAAACAUAAAGUAAAAGGGUUGAAGGACAAAAGGACUUGGCAUCUAGGGCAACAUGAGAGUGGCGGAAGCUUUAAACGAAUGUGGCAGCGCUUCACUGACCACAGACGGACAUGCCCGGCAUUCCUGUGGGUGAUUAUUACCCAGAAAUCCACAGAGUCAAUGAGUUGCCUCAGGUACUGAUGCUCCCCGUUUUCCUUCUCUACACUCAGAAAGACUGUUGCAGCCUCUUCUGUAGGUUCCAUCAUCAGACAGUGUUCAUCCUGAUCUCUGUUAUUUCCCUGAGUUAUAUUUUUAAUCAAACCAGUCAUUAGUUCCCUAGGCUUACAAGGCACUUAACCAAAGAUCUAAUGCACAUGGGUUAAUUUGCUACAAUAUAUUUCUGAAUAAAGCAAAGCACAUUUCAAGAUGCAGCACUUGCUUUAACAGUGGACUCUGUUUUAUAGCUUUCUUUUUUGCAUGACUUUUUAGACCUGUAUGUGUGUGUGUGUGUGUGUGUGUGUGUGUGUGUGUGUGUGUGUGUGUAGGCAUUUUACAUAAUAUUACACACUGACUCACUGCAUCGGUAUCUGUGCCAAUAAGGGGAUCAAGUAUCGGCCGGUCGUUACCGUUUCUUUAUCAGUUACAUUCAUUCAGUCACAAUGAGCUUUUGCCCCACAGCGAUCUCUGGCUUUGAGUUACUGAGCUUGAGAAUGACCCCAAGGAGUUUCACACAGUCAGUGGGAUAUAGAUUUUAAUUGUUAAAAAAAUAGACCUCUGGUAUCGAUUGAAUUUGGUAGCAGCAGAUUAUACCUGAGGUGAGUUACUGGAAUCAGGAGAGAAAAAGUCAGAUGAGUGCAUCCCUGGUAGAGUAUUUUAGUCUUUGAUUUUAUGAGUGAGUGUCUUUUGGUUUUGUUACCUUGUUUUAUAAGUUUGUUAAAAGUGUCCAUAUCUGUUUUACCAACCAAAUCAAUUGUGAAAACUAAGUUUGUGUUUGAGUUAUUUUGUGUUGUCCUUUGUUGAAUUAGUUUACAUUCAAUGGUUUAUUGGUAUAAAUUUCGGGGGAAACCCUCUCCAUUGAAGGAAAUGCCUCAGUUUAUGAUGCUGUUGACGCCUUGAACUGGCCAGAUAAUAUUGCCCAGUUAACAUCUACAUUGGAGCUAUAACACAGCUGAGUCAGGGCUUUUGGCAGCUCGUGAAAUCAGAGAAAUAUAAAGCUGGUAGAUAUUUAAAAUUGCAGAAAACUCCCUGUAAAAAACAUUCUUCCCGUAUGAACUGUGCCAGACGGAUCGCUGCCAGUGCAGCUUGAAUUUCAGCCGUUUUCAAUUGUCAAUCUUUCUCAUGGGCAAAAUACACAACACACAUGCACUGCACACUUUCUCAUUCACUCAGUGUUCAGGGCACUCAGUCAGAGAAAUCUUUAGGUAUGUGUUCUGCAGGCUUUGGUUACAUUUUACAUGUCUGCAAGGAAUUAUGCAUGAAAAAGGUUUUGUGCUGUAAAUAAAAAUUAGGUUCUCUGUUUAGUGUAACAUUAAAACCUCUAUCAUGUAAUUUAAUUACCUAGAUAUGACAUAAUUAGGGUGCAGUGCUGCCUCUUUGUCACACCAGCCUUCAGAUUUCAUACUUUUUCUUCUCCUCCCCUUCUUAUUAAUGUUUACCACCAAGGUGAUGUUUUAUGGGCUGAGGUACUUGCAUACUGACAAGUGUUGUGAGACUGGCUGAUAACUUUUGUCAUAGGUCAUCUCCUGUCUGACCCGAUGACUCACAUCCUUUCGCUCGGUCUCCAAGCAAAGAAAUGUGAACAAAAACAGUGCCAACAUCAGUUAUUACACACUUUCUUCCAUAACGAAUUGGUUUCUGUUUGUACCACUCUAGGCUGUGGGUUGAUUGGCUCACCACAGACAACUUUCUGAAGACUGGUUUGUAGAGCACGUACGCAAACAUCGCAGCAAUGAAUGAGAGACAGGCUCUCCACUCUAUAAUGAAGGACCUGGUUGCCCUUCAGAUGACGCGGCGCCAGCCUGUGUUGUCAUAUGACAGCGGCAAACCCAAGACACCGGCCCAGACCAACAGACAGGACGAUGUCAGGAUAAAGUUUGAGUUCUCAGGAGAGAGGAGGAUCCUGAUGUUUGGACGGCCUGUGCAGUUCGAGGAAAUCCAGCAGAAAGUCAAGACUGUCUUUGGCCAGCUGCUAGACCUGCAUUAUAUGAACAAUGAGUUGUCCAUCCCUCUGCGAGAUCAGGAUGACCUGGACAAGGCGAUCGACCUGCUGGACCGAAGCUCCAACAUGAAGAGCAUCAGGAUCCUGCUGCUCACUCAGGAGCACAGCAAUGCCUCCUCCCCCUCCCACCACGUGCCGUGUAAGCAGGUGAGGAUCACAUCCUCCCAUUCUACUGGAGACGUUAGCACGGUGUACCAAUCCUCCGAGCCCAGGGGGCGCCACCUAUCAACUGGUUCUCAGAACACGGGGCGUAGCUCGCCGCCUCCUGGCUACGUGCCUGAGCGCCAGCAGAGGAUUGCCCGCCAAGGUUCAUACACCAGCAUAAACAGUGAGGGGGAGUUCAUCCCCGAGACCAGCGAUCAGUGUGUGCUGGAUCCCUGGAGCAGCGCAGAAAACUCUGUCUCUGGAAGCUGUCAGUCUCUGGACCGCAACUCAGACAGCCCCUCACUGAGGAAGUCUCGCAUGCACAGAGCCAAGAGUUACCCUGAUAAUCGCCAGGAGUGCUCAGACCGGGAGAAUCAUGUGUAUGACAGAAUAGCAGGUAAAGGAGGCACCUAUCCUCGAAGGUACCAUGUCUCCCUGCAUCAUAAGGACCACAGUGAAGGCCGUCGGACGUUUCCGCGGAUCCGUCGCCCACAAGGGAACCUGUUCACUCUGGUGCCCUCACGCCGGUCGCUCAAUGGCAGCGAGGAGAGUGUGGGCAGCUGGCAGCUGGUCGACGCUCAGGGCAGGCUCCGUCCCCAAGAUCGUUCUGUCGCGCAUAAGUCGCCCAGUGCUCCAAUGACGUGGCGGCGGGGGAAGCUUCUGGGCCAGGGAGCCUUUGGUCGGGUUUACCUGUGUUACGAUGUGGAUACUGGGAGGGAGCUGGCUGCCAAGCAGGUCCAGUUUGAUCCUGAGAGUCCUGAGACCAGCAAGGAGGUCAGCGCUUUGGAGUGCGAAAUCCAGUUGCUGAAAAAUCUGCAUCACGAGCGCAUUGUUCAGUACUACGGCUGUCUAAGGGACCACAAUGAGAAGACCCUCACUAUUUUCAUGGAGUACAUGCCGGGGGGUUCAGUCAAAGACCAGCUAAAGGCCUACGGGGCGCUGACAGAGAACGUGACCCGGAAAUACACAAGACAGAUCCUGGAGGGCAUGUCCUAUCUGCACAGCAACAUGAUUGUACACCGGGACAUCAAAGGUGCCAACAUCCUGCGGGAUUCAGCAGGCAACGUGAAGCUCGGAGAUUUUGGUGCCAGCAAGAGGCUGCAGACCAUCUGCAUGUCUGGCACCGGCAUCCGCUCUGUGACCGGCACCCCCUACUGGAUGAGCCCGGAGGUGAUCAGUGGAGAGGGCUACGGCAGGAAGGCUGAUGUCUGGAGCCUUGGAUGUACGGUGGUGGAGAUGCUAACAGAAAAGCCUCCGUGGGCUGAAUACGAGGCCAUGGCGGCCAUAUUCAAGAUCGCCACUCAGCCCACCAACCCACUGCUGCCCUCGCACACCUCCGACCAGGCACGGGACUUCAUUAGCUGCAUCUUUGUGGAGGCCAAGCACAGGCCCAGUGCUGAGGAGUUGCUCAGACAUCCAUUCUCCCAGAUUCUGUUCUAAAACCUGCCUGGUUUUCUGAACUUUAACCACAGAGCAGUAUCUGUAACUUCCUUGAAACCCAUCCGUGGCAGAAAUCCGGACAUGGAACUGGUCUAGAAGUCAGUGUUAAACCCACCGAGCCUCUGCCACCGUUCAGAUGCUCCUCUCACACA
Perca flavescens (yellow perch) is the source of this 5410-nucleotide messenger RNA. RefSeq names its product mitogen-activated protein kinase kinase kinase 3 (gene map3k3). The record is from RefSeq and is a predicted model, not a curated record. NCBI's taxonomy places the organism in Eukaryota, Metazoa, Chordata, Actinopteri, Perciformes, Percidae. The transcript has 17 exons. Gene Ontology annotation, biological process: protein phosphorylation. The coding region runs from base 3405 to 5258 and encodes 617 amino acids. Gene Ontology annotation, molecular function: protein kinase activity; protein binding; ATP binding.